Molecule: messenger RNA, 2856 nt
Organism: Periconia digitata
Lineage: Eukaryota; Fungi; Ascomycota; Dothideomycetes; Pleosporales; Periconiaceae
Source: the annotation of a GenBank genome assembly
UUGAAUAUUCAAAUAUCCAGAUAUGAUGUAAGAUUGGGUGUGAGUGGAGAUGUUCUGCAGAGAUGCAACGACCAAAGGGUGCUCUUACAGCCCGGCUCUGCAGGCUCCAUUAAACUCUUUUACACAAUUCUGAAACCUAGAUUAAGCGUUGUUCCCGCGAAACGCCCUCAAUUCAAGACAAGGAUGAGUUCCAUCGUGCCCCUCAACUAUCUGUCUUAUUUAAAAAGUCACGACAUGGAGGAGAUUGCUCGGGAUUGGCCGCGGCACGAUACUCAAACCGUAAUUGAAGCAGCACCUACCUUCUAAUUCUUGGCUUUUUUUUUUGGUUGUGCCCUAAAAAUAGAACAGAGUUGUUUCUAUCCCUCACGUGUUCACGUCUAUGCUGUUUAUCUAGGUCUAUUAUAUCAUCAUCGAGUUUCUAACAGCACCCGGUUUCUGACAGUUUAGACCAUGGUAGGCAGCAACCUCGUCGAAACCUGAUUGGUUCAGGUAGCUUUAAGGCAAAUCGUUCAUGCAGCUUACACGAGAAGGAUUGCUCUUCUAGGGUUAAAAUUAUCGCAUCCUGCAUACACAGUAGAAUGACGUAUCAUGCUUGCGUCGCAUACUUCUGUGUGCUUGUCUACAGUAUUCUGGCAGCGCAUAGGAUAACGGCAAACCCGUGUCCUCAUAACCGACUGCAGUACACUAUGAAUUCCUUCGUCAAUGUACUUUUGAUGUGUUGUGUGCAAUUGGUCGGAGAUUUGUGGGUCUGUUUCCGGCCCCCAAUUUACGAGACCGAAUCCUUCAAAGCGAGUUGUCCGUGGUCGAAGUGAGUCAACGAGAGUGAGGAGGUGCUCAAAAGUCUGUCAUUUUUAGUUCAAAACUGGUUCACUAAUGGUACUGCGUGGAAGGUGUUCGGGUUCAGAAAUCAGCAUCGUGGUUGCGAGGGCAAUGGUGGCAAUUAUAGAAUAACGAAAGGGAGUGAUAGAGUUUGUAACGUUCCUCCCCCUGAAAUGACGAGCGUGGCGCAGCCGAUCUGUCCCCUUUUUACCCCAUCCGUGAAGAGACCUACUAUAGUAAGCGCAUGAUGGGCGGGCUCCAAAAGCUUUUUAGCCAAACCCGCCCCCGCUCGUUUUGAGUCCAUUGCCUCACGCCAUGGACAAAGAAUUGCGAACCCAUACCGGAUUCACGCUAUUGAGGACCCGCUGGACAAUAGAAGAAUCAAUAUCGCAAAAACGAGACAAUUGGAAAAACGUCCCCGGGACCCUCUGGAAUGAUCUGAAGACGACAUCCUGGAAGCGCGCGGCUUUAUGGUGUGGCCUACUGAUAUGGUUUGUUGGGCUACUGGCUGUAGUAAUUCUAGUUACAAGCUAUGGAUUGCUGUCAGAUGAGGGAGCCUGUGGCCCAGAUGGAGAUUUUAGAGUCGACCCAAGCACUUACAAGUCAUGGUCGCCUUCUGCGUUUUUCCAGGUCACCCUCAGUGGUGGCCCCUUGACUUUUGCCCAGGCGAAGGCGAUAGAUGUCACGUGGGACAUUAUAAUUGGUCGAGGAGGACAGUUCGCACUGGCAUUCGUGUCAUGGCGGGUGUUCGCCAACUACUUGACUACGUGCAUGGAAGUCCAACCCAUCAACUACCAACUUUUCCGUUCCGUCUUCCUGGAAAACGAUGCGUCCCUUGCUUCGACAUAUCUCAUCAUCAAAAACUUUUUCUCGCGUGGGAGGUUACGAUCAGUCACCGCAAUGAUUUUCAUUGCGUCAGUCUUGCUCUACAUUGCAGCGUUCCCGACGAUUAUUAGCGCUAUGAGUGGGUACGACUCUGAGGUCGCUUCAUAUGUCAUGGAUAGUAACCAGAAUCUGGUACCAUUCUCGGACUAUUCAAGACUCGCGAUGAUUGUGCACGAUGCGGGGAGAAUUGGUUUGGAGGAUGAUUACGUUGUUACAAUGCCCGAUCCCGAUGGUGAGCCCGUGUUCAGUUAUUAUUCACGGUGUUACAAUGGGCCAGAAAAUCCAAAAUAUGGUUGCAAGUACUAUCGUUCAUUCAUCUCAUAUAUUCGCCAAUCCUACAAUAAUUCUGAUCAGCCUUCCCAAAUAAGUCUUACAAACGACAAUGACGCCAACCCAGACUUGAUAAAUAAACCUGUCACACAUGCCAUCGGACCACCGAGGCUGAACAUCACCUGUUAUAUGUGCGCGAAUCCAGAGGACAUUCCCGACCCGGGUCCAAUCUACGCAUCGUACUGGUGGAGAGCGAAUGAAGUCUACGACAAUACUGCUAUCAGAGAUAACGGAAAAUGUCAAAAUCAAGGAACGUACAAAUGGGGUUUCUCCCUCAUCCAAUUAGCCAUUGGUGUUGUCAUGCUACUAUUGUGGACGAUUGGGAUGUUUGCAAUGUGGCUCCGUGCACACUUGACAAUGAAGAUACGGGACCGGCAAACGAGCGGUGUCGCAGGAAAAAACCGCGCUGUGCUCGAGUUGGCUGAAUCGAUGCAGAAAGAGCUCGGGCUUUACGACAUCGAGCCGCAUACACUCCGCGAGAGCGAACUUGAAGAGCGCAUAAAGAAAGAAGCUCGGGGUGGCGCUAUUGCUUACGCAUAUCCAGACGAACAACCACCGAAGUACAACUUGAUGAAGGGGUUAAAGGGUUGGUAUCGACGCGAAAAAUGGUGGAUCGGGGCCGUUUUCGUUGUUGUGGUGUUGCUUUCAACAAUGUGGAUGGUUAACGGACCAUUGUGGUACUGGUGCCUUGGUGAAUUCCUUGCACUGAUAUUCGGCAUGUGUAUCGGCAGUACAACCAGCAGUCGGAUUUUCAUGGUCUUCAUCCUCAGUGUGGUCGAUGCCAUAAUCGUUAUCUCUCUUGCGGCAUCUAUAAGUAACUGA